Messenger RNA from Columba livia (rock pigeon), 2204 nucleotides. It is a transcript of the gene PSMG1, whose product is annotated as proteasome assembly chaperone 1. Lineage: Eukaryota; Metazoa; Chordata; Aves; Columbiformes; Columbidae. The record is from RefSeq and is a predicted model, not a curated record. Gene Ontology annotation, cellular component: endoplasmic reticulum. The coding region runs from base 137 to 1003 and encodes 288 amino acids. Gene Ontology annotation, molecular function: proteasome binding. Gene Ontology annotation, biological process: proteasome core complex assembly. The transcript is spliced from 8 exons.
UCGGCCACCUCUGCGGCAGCUGCCGCCGCGGAAGCCGCCGGGGACCGGAGCGUUCCCGGGCGGAGCGGAACUCGGCGGUGCCGGCGAACCGGAGCGUCUGUGCGCGCAGGCGCGGUGAGCGGCGCGGUGAGCGGCCAUGGCGACUUUCUUCGGGGAGGUGGUGGUGGCCCCGUCCCGUGCUGGCGUGGACGAUGAGGAGUGGGCGGAGGAGGCCCGAGAGGAGACGCCCGAGGACCGGGAGAUCCGCAGGGAGCUGGAGAAGAAAAGGGAGAUCGACGUCCUGUGGACCCUGAAGUCGGGCGCCUCCUUGGAGAGCUCUGCCGACCAGCCGCUCGUGUGCUCGAAAUUCAUCGUGGCGAUAGGACACAACGCUGCAGCUUUCCUGUCUUCUUUUAUUCUGGAUUCUGUAUGUUGGGAAGUAGUUGGAGUUGUGAAGCUGUGGAAUGAGUGGUGUCGAACAUCCAACACAACAAAUGUCCUCCCGACAGAUUCUUUCUGCUUGUUCUACCGAUUAAUAUCGGAUCCGACAGUUUUGUUGUGCCAGUGUAGUUGCUACGUUGCUGAGGAUCAACAGUUCCAGUGGCUUGAAAAGGUUUUUGGCUGUAUGCAAAAGGAGGGCUUGCAAGUAACCAUUCUUUCAACGUGUCCUGUAGCUGAUUAUAAAACUCAGGAAUCCACUUUAACACUUCCAGCGCCGUUUCUGAAAGCCUUGAAGACAAAAGAAUUCAAAGAGCAGAUCUGCUGCCCACUGCUGGAACAACCCAACAUUGUGCGAGAUCUUCCUGCUGCUGUUUUGAGCUAUUGUCAAGUGUGGCAGAUUCCUGCAGUGUUGUAUCAGUGUUACACUGAUGGCAUCAAGCUGGACACAGUUACUAUUGAAGCGUUCAAGCCUCUGCUUUCCUGUGAAAUCCUGAACAGUUUAGUCAAGGAUGUAUCUGAAAGCACAAAGAUUUUGAAGAAGUUACUGACGACCAAUGAAAUUCACAAUAAUAUCUAUAUCUAAAGAGGACAUCUAUGGCACAGACUGUACUUCCAUUCAUCACUGCAAACAGGUGUAUCUGCAUGGCUUAGGAGAUUUUCGUCUGGAGCAAUUUUAGGGAAGAUACCGUGAAUAUGAAAAGCAACUUCUGUUGGCAACUUCAGUCCUUGAGGAGGAGCCGUGGAGGUGCAGGAGCAUUCUCUGCUGUCACAUCUCUUGCAACAGUGGGAACCUCUCCCAGUGCAGCGGGGUGGUGGGCGUGCAAGCUGCUUCAGCUGGAUUCAUCAGGCCAAACUGAUUUAAUCUGUCCACUUUAAAGCUCUGAAUUGCUGACAAUGGUAGGAAUAGUACCAGUUUUUUUAUGCAGAGUGUGUGAUUUUUAGAGGAAAGCAAAAGUUCAAGUUUUGAAAGUGUCUCGAAAAGUUCUCUGAAAGUUGGUAACAAUUUCAGUAGCGUAUUUAAAAUAUUUUUUAGGAUUGUCAUGCAGUUCCGACUUGCAUAUAUCCUCUGUUAAAUUUAACAUUUUGUUUAAGAAAAUGGUGUUGAAGAUAGUAUAUCUGUUGCUACCAGGUAUUUCACUGGUGGUGUCACUGCACAGAGAUCUUUAAAUUGCACGUAUCUUAUCCUUUUGGAACAAAAGGAUAACAGCUUCAAAGUUCUCUGCUAAGUUUAACUUUGACUUACACUGGGUGCCCAGUGGACAAUUUUGAACAAUGUUUUCCUUCAACAGAACUGUCAUCCCUUCGGUUUUGAAAGUGGUUGGCUCAGUCACCAUCCACUGAAGCAAGAAACCCCUGGCUUCAGCAGACCCGCAGCAGCUUCUGGUUUGGAAAUUUUUUAGCUGCGCGCUGUAUCGCAGUUUCAACAUCAAUAGAAUGUUCUUGAUGUGGACUAAGUACAAGCUUAGACAUUGAUUUUAACUUUCUCUUAAUAUCAGUACAGAUAAACAACUGUUGCUUUAAGUGGUACUGUAUUUUGGAACAAAUUCUGAAGCAUAAAGUACAGGACAUUGAUCCUUUUGUUUUGUUUCCCAUUUCUGUGCAGCAUUUUAAUUAAAACCUGUUUGUAUGCCUGAUCUGAGCAGAGAAUUCUGUUGUUCUGAAAGAGUUGCACAUUGUCUGCACCAUUUUCUUACUUGUGUACUGAAUGUGUUUGAUUCAUAAUAAAUGAAGUACAUAAUAAUAUCUUUAAUAAUAAAUAUGCAGGCUCUUAUAGGAACUGUAAA